Messenger RNA from Thermothelomyces thermophilus ATCC 42464, 3921 nucleotides. RefSeq lists its product as uncharacterized. The transcript has 4 exons. The coding region runs from base 1 to 3066 and encodes 1021 amino acids. The record is from RefSeq and is a predicted model, not a curated record. Gene Ontology annotation, biological process: negative regulation of transcription by RNA polymerase II; positive regulation of transcription by RNA polymerase II. NCBI's taxonomy places the organism in Eukaryota, Fungi, Ascomycota, Sordariomycetes, Sordariales, Chaetomiaceae. Gene Ontology annotation, molecular function: RNA polymerase II cis-regulatory region sequence-specific DNA binding; zinc ion binding; DNA-binding transcription factor activity, RNA polymerase II-specific.
AUGGCAGCGACCACGACGGAUUCCUCUGCGGCGCCUGGUCCGCUGGCCCCAAUGCAUCCCACCAUGACAGAGCACGACUUUCGCUUUCCGCGAAGGCCAGCAGACGCCGCGACCGGGGCGCGGAAAACCGACCGACUCGAAUCUGCCUCCGGUACCAAGCCGGUGCCGCCGACAUCAACGUCGACGGCGGCCUCGAGGACGGCGACGUCGGGGACCACGACGGCAGCGGCGGGCGGCGGCGGAUUGCGUCCCGGCCUGCUCGAUGGCCGCCUGAACCUAGGCCUGGCUCAGGGUGGUGGUGCCGCCCACCUUGACCUGCUGCGCGCCUCCGCCUUCCCGCCCUUCCAGCAGAGUGCCCGGCGAGAGGCCCAGAGCCUGGAGGAGAUGCAGAGGGAAGACCCGCUGGCCACCCAGAUCUGGAAGUUUUACGCAAAGACAAAACAGCUCCUGCCCGCCCAGGAGCGCAUGGAAAACCUGACGUGGCGGAUGAUGCAUCUCAAGUUGCAGAAGACGAAGGCAGCCAACACGACAAAGACAAGUCGUGCAUCCAGCUCAUCAGCAAAUACCCCCAGUGGGAUUGCGCAAUUGCGCAAGUCGUCGGAACAUGCCCCGCCACAGUUGGACCCGAUGAACCUGGACGAUUUCAUUCACAACGAUAACGUCGGAACCCCGGCCGGCCUCGCCUUGACCCCGACCCCAGAAACGAUGCGCCAGGCGGAGGAGAGGUCGGCUCACACCACGGCGACGGCCAUUCCCAUCAAGAACCGCAAGGAGCCGUCGUCGUCGUCGUCUUCGUCGUCGUCUCAGCAUCUUGCACCCCAGUCGGUGCCCGUUGCCGCCCACCAGAGGCCUCAGGACGAAUUUGGCUAUCUGCCUCGGCACCCGCGCAAAACUAGCAUUGACGAGACCGGCCAACGUACCCGCAAACGACCGGCCAAUUUCUCCCCCCACGUACCCGCCGUCAACAGCGGCCUGUCGACAAGUGGACUCGAUGCCGACGCUGACCUCCAGGAGUACUCACUCGACCACUUACAACAUCCCGCCGCCGCCAGCCAACCGCCCAAUCAGAUGGGAGUUCCCUUCCCGCUCGACACCUUCCGCUUGGGGAACGACCUGAGCAUAAGCUCUGCCGGGCCCUUCCAGCAGAACUUCUCCUUCUCGCCGGCCACCUCGCCAAUGGCGGCGAAUGACCCGUUCGCCAGCCUCUAUAAUGCCUCCUCGAUGCCUUCGGGCUCCCUAGGGGCCGACUUCUAUUCCCCUCCCGGCUCGGCCUAUCAGUCUGCCGUUUCCACACCGCAUCCCCUGGGCGAGGCCGAUGGCUUCUACUUUGGCUCCAUGGAUGUGCGGCAGAUGCGCCAACAUCCGUAUAGGAAUGGCCCUGCCGCCAUGGCCAACCCGCUAGGCCAACAGUUCCCCUACGGCGCGAAUGGAGGAAACCUGAUGUUCCCGGCCGCAUCGACCGGCCCCGAGACGUCCUCGGCUUUUACGGCGCCGAGCUCUUUCAGCCAUGUCGACCCGACCCGGGUGUUCCAGCAAGACCUCCCUGCUCGUUCCCCCGCCGUCGGGCUGGGCCAAGAGAGCAUGUUCUCCUUCGGAGCGGAUUCCGACGACGAGGACGGCGGCGCCUUUGCCGACCGCAAUCUGCCAAUCUCGCAGGACCUCUCGCCCCAAGGAAGCAGUAUGGAUGACGGUGCGUUUGACUGUUCGUCACUGCAGUGGGAUCCAUCUCUCCCGGGCAACUUUAGCAUGCAGGCGGCUAGGUAUCCUGGCGGGCCUACUCGGAAACAGGUGACAAUAGGCGGCACCACGACCGACUACGUCGACUCGAAGGGGGAUUGGGAGGGCGGAAAUCUGAACAGGUCGCAGUCGCAGCCUUUCCGUACAACGAACGGUCGCGUCGGGAAGGUACCGCGGACAGCAUCGACCCCGAGGUUGACAAGCAAGGGCAAUCCGUUCGACAGGUUGGCACAGUCGACCCCGAACUCGCCGCCAGCCGAGGCCAACCAGAACUCGGCCUUCUCCUCUGUCUCUACAAGCCGCCCGUCCUCGCCUCCUCCAGCUUCGAGGCAGGGUUCCACAACCAACCUCCAAGCCGCCGCGGGAAGCAGUCAGAACGAGAGCAACAGCAGCAGCACGAACUCCAACUCCAACGCCACCACCACCACCACCACCACCACUACCACCACCACCAACAACAACAACAACAACAACAACAACAACAACAGUUCCUCCAACACUAACACCCCCACAACAUGUACCAACUGCUUCACCCAGACAACGCCGCUCUGGCGCCGCAAUCCCGAAGGCCAACCCCUCUGCAAUGCUUGCGGUCUUUUCCUCAAGCUGCAUGGUGUGGUUCGCCCGCUGAGCUUGAAGACGGACGUCAUCAAGAAGCGGAACCGCGGCUCCGGUUCGAGUCUUCCUGUCGGCGGCGGCGGCACCCGCAAGAGGGGCUCGACUUUAUCCGUCUCCUCCAGCGCCAACCCUCCCCCAGCUCAGGCGAGCACCCCGCCGGCAGCCUCGAACCGGACCGGUAACGCCAACGACAGCGAAAGUUCCGCGAACGGCGCCGCGUCGACCGGGAAUGGAAACACGCCAACCGGCUACCACGGCAAUGCCAUCUCCUCUACCAAUGUUGCCGUUGGCGGCAAGGGUGUCGUUCCGAUCGCUGCGGCCCCGGCGAAGAACCUUCCCGGCCCGGGCGCCGCCUCCGUACCGCGCACCACAGCCAUCUCCUCUUCCUCGUUGUCUUCGUCGAAACGCCAACGCCGCCACAGCAAGAGCGUCACAGCGGCAGAGCAGCCGUCGCUGAACAGCAUGGACAUCGACAGCCCGGAGAGCUCUACGGGAUCCAACGAGGGCGCGGCAACGUCGUCGGCGGGCCUGUCGAAGCCGAGCCUGGGUUCGAGCGCGGGGCUGGCUUCGUUGCAGCCCAGUGCUAGUAGCUUUAGUUUGGGUGGCUUUGGCAGUAGCGGCGGCAGUAGCGGCAUGCAGAGGCCAUUGGCCGGGCCAGGAAGCCAGCGGCCUGCGCCACAGGAGUGGGAGUGGUUGACCAUGAGUUUAUAGAGGGAAGGGGAGGGGAAAGAAGAGGAAGGCGGGUCUGCCAUAGAAUCACGGCCGUCGCCUUGUACUGCUUGGUCUCCCGGUCAGCCCACCACCCCCCCCGUGACUGGUUCGACCCUGCUAGUCUAGUCUGACUCCCUUCUUCCUGCCUGGGGCGGUCGUUUUGCUUACGGCCUCCUCUAUUGAGGGAGGAAAUCAAGUGUCAGAAGCGGGGUUGGUGAAAGGGGGACAAAACCAAGCGAGUGAGCCGAGACAGCACGAGCGGACCGCAUAUAUGGGGAUUUGGAGCAUCAUCUACGCGUUAGGCAGGCUGGCAUCGUACAACUGUUUCUUUUUCUUUGACAUUCAUUCGGUCAGCCGUUGCAGAGACGGUUUUAUCCUUGUUUUCUUUUUCAUUUUUAUUAUUUUUUUCCCCAAACGGAAAGAAGGAAGGACAACGGAUCAAGAAUGCGGUUCGGUCUUUUUCUUCGACGUACAUAUACGUACAACAUCAGAGCUUUUGGUUCGGGUUUAUUAUGGCAACAGAAGGAAAGGAGGGGUUUAAUCUGUGAGGUUGACCACCUACCUUAGAUGGGACGGGACCACGGUGGACAGGCAAAGAGAGAGAGAGAGGGGUGUGAAUGGUGGUCGAGCACGUAGAGAGACGAUCGGGAUACCCUUCCUUACAACUAACUACGACUACGGUUUUGCGAGGUUUAUGAUUACGGAUUUGACACGUCCGCAGCUGUGGUUUUUGAUGGGUUCAUUUGGACCGGAGGGGGGCCCCCGGCUGUGGCCGCAGCAGGUCUUAAGAGCUACCAAGUAGGCUUGGUUACUCGCUGUCUACUGUACACGCGUAAUGAGAGAGCCUAGUAUUCC